CACAACGAAAGGUUGUAUAUCUUUUCAAAUACAUUUUUACCCAUAUAUUAUUUUACAUCAAUGCAAUAUGUCUGGGAAACAUUUAGUACUUUUACUUGUGUUAGUAAAUUUUGAUAAACACGUGUUAUCAAAACCUACUGAGCAUGUGGAAUUAAGUCUAGAGACACCUAAAGAAAUAAUAAAUAGCACGAUUAUAAAAGUACCCAAUCGGUGGGAUCGUGGGAUGGAACUGUUAGGCCAAAUUAUGGACUCACUAAGAUUUGGCAGAGGGAGAUUAGUGAAUUUUUUGAUGAUGGCUAGAAACGAGAUUGCUGAGCGCGCGGAGGAAUUCACGAGCGAGGCGGCCAAUAAAUUGGUCGCACUUUUGGCGGCGCGAGACGCGCGGAAAAUAAUUCAAAAUAAGACUGAGAAACGCAAUGCCAUCAGUCCAAAAAUAGAAAUAAGUACGACUGUCAACACACCAAUAAAAAUAGGACUUUUGGACGAUUUUUUGCCGCCCAAGACGCGUGAAACGUCACGAUUAGAGAGCGAAACUGGUCAGUCUUUAUUUGAAUUUAAAAAACCUAAACCAGUUCAAGGAUUUCUCCAGAAUUUUUUGUCACCAGUUCCUCUAGUCGAUAGAAUAAGAGAAGAAGACAAAUAUGGAAAUAGCGGCGAUAAGUUUAUUGGAAUUGGAAGGGCUCUGAUAAAUGGAUUCGAGGGGUUCAGUAAUUUUCUCAAUGCCGUUGUUGAAAUUCCGGUAGAUGCGGCAAAAAAAACUUCACGAGGAAUUACAGCUGCGCUCAAUCAAAUCGGUGGAAAGCUAGUAGGCCUUGAGUGAAACUGAAGUUAUUUAUUAAUUAUAACUAUCGAUAUAUAUAUUGUGUAAUUUUGUAAAUAUUAUUAUGGGUUGUUGUUAUUAAAAUUUUAUCAUUAAGAAUA
Molecule: messenger RNA, 921 nt
Organism: Microplitis demolitor
Lineage: Eukaryota; Metazoa; Arthropoda; Insecta; Hymenoptera; Braconidae
Exons: 5
Coding region: 68-820 (250 amino acids)
Source: RefSeq, a predicted model, not a curated record